AUGCCACGCCACCUGCCGGCUGGAAUUCAACAUAUUUCCAUUAUUGGGUCUUGGAGCAACUUAGAUGCCGAUGGUGUUUACUUUAUGAUUCUCCAGGAUACCGAAAGUCAAUAUCAACAUAAAGUUUAUAUUGAUCAAUUAACGUACCGGUACGAAGCUAAACUAGAGAGGAUUGUCCAUUCCAACAGGUUAUUUCCAAUAUAUUGCCAGGUUGGUUUUCUUAACCUCAGGUCCAAUACAUUUACCUCCCAGACUAAACCUCUGCCUCCUGUAGGUUAUCAGUGGAGCGGUGGCAUUAGGGAGGAAGGCCGAUCUAGGAUGCCGCUGGGAGUAUCCCAAUUAGCCGAAAUGAGGCAUUCCCAGUCUUGCGGCUCUGUCUCUAACGCAGUCUUUGAUAUAGAAAUACGUGUGGAUGUUGCAGAAAGACUGAACGUGCUCUACCAGAAGAAUUGGACCCGGCUGGUAGACCACGAGCUGCAGCAGUUGGAACUCCAAGUGGCUGGGGCAGUCCAAGCGGGGCUCGCCGAGCAAGACGUACACUGGUCAUUCUUUGGUUCCCUUCUCUACUCCCUCAGCGUCAUCACCACCAUAGGAUGCGGUAACCUUGGUCCCAAAACCACAGAAGGUAAACUGGCUACGAUGGUCUAUGCUUUGGUCGGCGUUCCUCUGAUGUUAAUCUGUUUUUCACAUCUCGGAUCCAUCCUUGCUGAACUUAUCCAAUCAGCAUAUUCCUUUCUCUGCACAUGUUCUGUGAGAAGGAAACCAAACGAGAGGCUGGAGCUGGAAGAGAGGCGGUCGAUGCCUCGAGGCCUGGAGGUGGUCGGAGGCGGCUGCGGGCGGGCGGUCUGCAGGCUCACUUCGCUGGAGAGUGUCCUCGACUACCCCUCGCAGAAAGCCAUGCAGCACGACUCAGAUGACGAGGACUCGCCUAUCAGGAGGUGA
Messenger RNA from Nezara viridula (southern green stink bug), 942 nucleotides. NCBI's taxonomy places the organism in Eukaryota, Metazoa, Arthropoda, Insecta, Hemiptera, Pentatomidae. The record is from the annotation of a GenBank genome assembly.